CCUGUUCUUUCUUUGACAAGAGGACAGCUGUGCAGAUUGUUAUACACUCAACAGUCGACGUUGUGCUAUCUCCUCUUCAACAACUACAAGCCCGUUAUGUCCUUGGUGAAUUUGUCCGGUAAAGUGGCCAUAAUUACUGGCGCUAGUUCCGGAAUUGGAGCUGCCACCGCCAUUCUCUUUUCCAAACUCGGCGCUAGCCUGGCCUUGACCGGUCGCAAUGCGCUCAAUCUUGAACGAACUUCUGCCCAACUCCAAGUGAAUGAGGAGCAAAAGAAGCCUCUGCUCAUUCAAGCCGACUUGAGUCAAGAGUCGGACACUCAAAAGAUCAUGGAUGAAACGAUCAAGCAUUUCGGACGUCUGGACAUCCUCGUCAAUAACGCUGGCGUGAUCGAAAUGGGCAGCAUUGAAAACACGUCCAUGGAUCAAUACGAUCGAGUGAUGAAUGUGAAUGUGCGAGCCAUGUAUCAGUUGACCAUGCUGGCCACGCCCCAUUUGAUCAAGACCCAAGGCAACAUUGUAAAUGUGUCUAGUGUCAACGGCAUGCGUUCUUUCCCCGGUGUUUUGGCCUACAACAUCUCUAAGGCAGCCGUCGACCAACUCACUCGAUGCGUGGCUUUAGAACUUGCUCCCAAACAAGUGCGAGUGAAUUGCGUCAAUCCUGGUGUGACAAUCACCGAGCUUCAGAAACGUGGUGGUCUCUCGGAUGAGGCUUACGCCAAGUUCUUGGAAAGAAGCAAAGAGACCCAUGCCAUGGGUCGAGCUGGUGAGCCGGAAGAAGUGGCUCAGGCGGUGGCUUUCUUGGCCUCGUCCAAUGCGUCCUUCUCCACGGGAAUCUCAUUGCCUGUGGAUGGUGGACGACACGCCAUGUGUCCCCGAUAAUGGUUUCUUGCUGUCCAAGGGCAAGCUCAGAAGAUGUAGAUUUUGUUAAAAGAUUCAUAUUUUUGAAUAAAACAAAAGGGCACAAUGAU
Messenger RNA from Tigriopus californicus, 968 nucleotides. Its product is annotated as 3-oxoacyl-[acyl-carrier-protein] reductase FabG-like. NCBI's taxonomy places the organism in Eukaryota, Metazoa, Arthropoda, Copepoda, Harpacticoida, Harpacticidae. The coding region runs from base 97 to 879 and encodes 260 amino acids. The record is from RefSeq and is a predicted model, not a curated record. Gene Ontology annotation, molecular function: oxidoreductase activity. The transcript is spliced from 6 exons.